Molecule: messenger RNA, 1394 nt
Organism: Pelecanus crispus (Dalmatian pelican)
Lineage: Eukaryota; Metazoa; Chordata; Aves; Pelecaniformes; Pelecanidae
Source: RefSeq, a predicted model, not a curated record
CGGUCUCUGUUGCAGGUGGAGUCACCACCUUUGUGGCCCUCUAUGACUAUGAGUCCCGGACCGAAACGGACUUGUCCUUCAAGAAAGGAGAGCGCCUGCAAAUCAUCAACAAUACGAGAAAAGUGGACAUCAGGGAAGGUGACUGGUGGCUGGCUCAUUCCCUCACUACAGGACAGACGGGCUACAUCCCCAGUAACUAUGUUGCGCCCUCAGACUCCAUCCAGGCUGAAGAGUGGUAUUUUGGGAAGAUCACUCGCCGGGAGUCCGAGCGGCUGCUGCUCAACCCCGAAAACCCCCGAGGGACCUUCCUGGUCCGGGAGAGCGAGACCACAAAAGGUGCCUACUGCCUCUCUGUCUCUGACUUCGACAACGCCAAGGGACUCAACGUGAAGCACUACAAGAUCCGCAAGCUGGACAGUGGCGGCUUCUACAUCACCUCCCGUACACAGUUCAACAGCCUGCAGCAGUUGGUGGCCUAUUACUCCAAACACGCUGACGGCUUGUGCCACCGUCUCACGAAUGUCUGCCCCACUUCCAAGCCCCAGACCCAAGGCCUUGCCAAAGAUGCCUGGGAAAUCCCCCGGGAAUCGCUGCGGCUGGAGGUGAAGCUGGGGCAGGGCUGCUUUGGAGAGGUGUGGAUGGGGACCUGGAAUGGCACCACCCGGGUGGCGAUCAAGACACUGAAGCCUGGCACCAUGUCCCCGGAGGCCUUCCUGCAGGAAGCCCAGGUCAUGAAGAAGCUCCGUCAUGAGAAGCUGGUUCAGCUCUACGCUGUGGUUUCAGAGGAGCCCAUUUACAUCGUCACUGAGUACAUGAGCAAGGGGAGCCUCCUGGACUUCCUGAAGGGUGAGAUGGGCAAGUACCUGCGGCUGCCCCAGCUCGUGGAUAUGGCGGCUCAGAUAGCAUCUGGCAUGGCCUAUGUGGAGAGGAUGAACUACGUCCACCGGGACCUCCGGGCAGCCAAUAUCCUCGUGGGGGAGAACCUGGUGUGCAAAGUGGCUGACUUUGGCUUGGCGCGCCUCAUCGAGGACAACGAGUACACCGCUCGGCAAGGCGCAAAGUUCCCCAUCAAGUGGACGGCCCCUGAAGCUGCUCUGUACGGAAGGUUUACCAUCAAGUCGGAUGUCUGGUCCUUCGGCAUCCUCUUGACCGAGCUUACCACCAAGGGCAGAGUGCCAUACCCAGGGAUGGUGAACCGGGAGGUGCUGGACCAGGUGGAGCGGGGGUACCGCAUGCCCUGCCCCCCCGAGUGCCCCGAGUCCCUGCAUGACCUCAUGUGCCAGUGCUGGCGGAAGGACCCUGAAUAGCGACCCACCCUCGGGUACCUGCAGGCUUUCCUGGAGGACUACUUCACCUCGACAGAGCCCCAGUACCAGCCUGGCGAGAACCUAUAG